Molecule: messenger RNA, 1166 nt
Organism: Cynara cardunculus var. scolymus (artichoke)
Lineage: Eukaryota; Viridiplantae; Streptophyta; Magnoliopsida; Asterales; Asteraceae
Exons: 2
Coding region: 282-1067 (261 amino acids)
Source: RefSeq, a predicted model, not a curated record
CCCUUACCAAACAUUCGCUGGCCCCAAAUUCGAGAAGGAAAGAGAUCAGAAACUAUAUUUGGUUUGAUCUUAUUAGGGAUUGCAUUUUCAAACCCGAUGAUGGAUCAACAAUCUGAGUUGGCUGCAUUCUGAACAUUCAUAAUCGAUUUAGUAGAGUGCGUGCCUGGGGAGUUCGCAUUGGACGGCGAUUUAGGGUUCGUAGAAGGCUGGAGCAACUGUGAUAGCCUCUCAAGAAAUUUCAGUCUCCAAAUUUACCUUUUUUGUCGGCGAAGCAACGAUCUAUGUUCAAUGACGAUGAAGUGCGAUCUGCCCUCACCAAGAUGUAUGAAUAUUCUUCCCCAGUAGAUGGCUUUGUAGAGAUCUCAGAAGGGUUGGGAGAGAUGAUAAAAUCGUUGGCAAAUGAACCCUCGGUGGGUCUUUUCUACGUUCAACAACACACUCACAAGGCAGUACCAAACCUCGUUAGUCUCAGAAACAACAUUGUGAGUAAAUCCCGUGAAAUGAGUUUACACACAGAAGAUUCAGAGGAUUCCAUCACAAUGGUGAGAUCAAUGAAGGAAUGUGGGUUCCCAAUUGUGGAUGAUAUGAUUAAAGACAUCACAAAAUCUAUCGCUACCAUCUCAUCCAAACAACCGAAAAAGGGUUUGAUUAGCAGCAAACCAGUUUCAGGAUCUCAAACAACAAGAACCAGCUCGUGGGGUCCAACGACUUGGAGGAGUAUGAAUGAUGUCGAAAAGUCUAGUAGUUAUUUAUCAUCUGUUUUCAAGUCAGCGAAGCAAAAGGCAACGAAUCUCAAGUGGGCUCAACUUGAUGCUUUGGAAUCCAAGGAAGAAGCCAUAAGACCUCCUUCGGCUGCUAUGCAACGAGAGGAGGAAGAAUUGCCAAUAUCGAGCCAUAUUGCAAGCGGGAAUCAAGAAGAUGUACGAGUUGAUGAGUUGAUAUCGAAUCUGUCACUGGCUGAAAACUUUGAUGAGUUCAAAGCUGAUAAAGAGGCAAAACUGGAGGAAUGGUUAGGAGGUAGCAUUAUGAACAAUAAUAGUAAGCAUGAUGAACUUGGUGCUGAAUAAAAAUGUCUGUAAAUAAAAUAUGUUGUAAUAAAAUGUACAACCAUGCCUGGAUCCUAUGCUUUGAAGUCACUUUUUAAUAGGAUUUAAUCUCAAUUAAGA